Messenger RNA from Anneissia japonica, 3513 nucleotides. RefSeq lists its product as uncharacterized. NCBI's taxonomy places the organism in Eukaryota, Metazoa, Echinodermata, Crinoidea, Comatulida, Comatulidae. Bases 1 to 2700 code for a protein of 899 amino acids. Gene Ontology annotation, biological process: cell surface receptor signaling pathway; G protein-coupled receptor signaling pathway. The record is from RefSeq and is a predicted model, not a curated record. Gene Ontology annotation, cellular component: membrane. Gene Ontology annotation, molecular function: G protein-coupled receptor activity. The transcript has 3 exons.
AUGUCGACCAUGCUUAGGCCUAAAUACAACACACAGUGGAAAUUGAUUAACGUGCAUACAACGGUAGACAUAUCUAAAGAUACGAUUGAGGUUUGUUCACGGCGGCAUCAGACUUGCCAAGGUAGAUGUGGGACACCUUCGAGCGAGCAGUCAUUGUGCAACUGUGACUCGUAUUGUGAGAUUUAUGGAGAUUGCUGUUACGAUUACUGGACAAAUUGCAACGACAAAGAAGCUCGGGUCCCUUCUAUGGCAUUAUGGGACCGUACAGUCUGUAAAGAUAGCUCGUACUAUUUGAUUUCCAAAUGUAGUCCAGGAACAUUUAAUGAACAGGUUCGCUUGAACUGUGAACAACCAAAUCAAGACGAUUUUCUUCUUGGUAUUCCAGUCAGUGACGCUUCUAAUUUAGGUUAUUUAAACGUAUAUUGUGCUCUGUGUAAUGGCGUACCGAUGUCGGAUGUUGUAGCAUGGAAAGUUACUGUCAAGUGUAUUUACCCUAAUCUCGCCCCUAAACAGGCUAGGCCUAUAUGGAUAGGCGAAGGACCACUACAGACAACAACCAUGGCUCCAACAACUCCCAUAAAUUUUAAAAACAUUAUUUCUGAGAUUGAUCGCGCAACUAGUCGGUAUUAUGAAUAUGAACCAACUCAAAACUAUAGUAAGAGAUAUUGCCCUCUUGACCCUCAACCCGGAAUAAAAUAUUGCCCACUUGACUUUCCUGAUAUUGAUGUAGCAUAUAAAUGCAAGACCUACAUUGCAACAGUGUACGACAAAUUAUUUGGUAGGAAAUUCGCCAACACACAUUGCGCACGUUGUCAUGGUAUAAGCCUACAACAAAAUACUUGCCGGACAUUUAAACCUAGUGUUGUCCACAGAAAAAAGGAAAAAAAUAAUAAGAUCAUACCCAUCACAAUUUUGCUGGAUUUUUCCUCAGGUUCAACCUUAAGUGUCGAAUCACCACAUUCAAAGGCCAGCACUGUCGGGGUAGAUUGUGGUUCUGGUCGAGUCUUCAAUCCUUUUAUUGGAGAAUCUGGUGAAUGCAUUUCAACUGUUUGCAAAAAUGAUGAGAUCCUUACUGAACAUGGCUGCAUAAAACCAUUUGAUAUUCAAAUGCCUGUGUCAGCACAAUUUAAAGCAGAUGCUGAAUACUCAAGUGAACUCCUAUGCUUAUGUAAACAUGAUAGCAGAGUUCAAUUACGAUACAACUUUCUUAAUAACUUUACCAACAAUGAUUUCUUGACUAGGAUGACGUCAUGGAUACAAUUUCAAAAUGUAACAUUCAAAUUUCAGACGUCUGGUAAACCUCCAAUGUUUACAAUUUAUUUCAAUACGUCACACUGCGACGUGUUCGAAAAUAUUACCCAAAAAAUCUAUCAACAGAUCAAUAGCGAGAACAGACAUUUGUUUGAAAAUAUUACAAUACUGCAGGCGUGUAUAAAUUCAAAAAACAACAUGACGGUACACAAUGAUUACGAAAUUUGUAAUGAUCUGGAGUUAAAUGUGGAUAUGUUAAAUAUUAAGAAAGGGAAUGAAUCAGUAACAGUAGCAGACGAAAAUAAAACUUUCACAAUAUCAGACAGUGAUUAUCGAGUGGAAAUGACGUUUAAUAUUGAAAGCGAACCAGCAAAGGCGAUUACAGUCAGUAUAUCAAAUUGUCUUGAUCGGUCACCCGACCCAACAUGUCCUCUCACUGCUCUGAACAUCAACAAUUUUGAAGUCAUGGAAAAUACAAGUUGGAUGUACAAGCCGAACGGUCAUGUGUUCACAAUUGAUGAGAUUGCAGUAUUUUCUAACGAUUUUGUUUUUGUCUGCUCUUUCUUUUCUCAAAACGGAACGAAUACAUAUGUAUCAACCAUUUUCGUUUAUGAUAAAACCUUGCAGAUUUUGAACGUCGUUGGCGUCUCUUGUUCACUCGUUGGUCUGUUUUUGACAUUUAUUAUACGUUGCAUUAAAAAAGACUUCCGGACAAUUUCUGGUAAAAUUGUAAUGAAUAUUGCGGCGGCAUUGUUUCUGGCACAGCUUGGGACGUUGUUUGCAAAAAGUUUAGUUGAAUCCGAGCUGGGGUGUGUUGCUCUGGCUGCACUUUUGCAUUAUAUGUGGUUGGUGGCGUUUAUGUGGAUGUUUACAAUGUCAAUAGUAUUGUUCAAAUCGUUCCGCUCUUUAAAAUCAGCUGUAGAGCAUCGAAGUGGAAAACAAUCUAUUACAAUGCCUUUCUUUUGUUGUUGGGGACUUCCCGUUUUGGUUGUCGCUGCCGCUAUGACUCUUCAUAUUUGGGAAUACGCACCUAUCAAAUUCUCAUACGGUGACAAAACAGUUUGUUGGAUACGCGAUGAGUUUGCUGCCUUCUUGUUCUUAGGUAUUCCCAUGGCAACGAUCCUUGCUUUAAACAGCAUUAUGUUUGUCGUUAUAGUGUGCGGGAUUUACCAAACUAAAAUGAGCUCUAAAAAGAUGCGAGGAGCUUCUACAAAGAAAGAUAUUUUUACUAAUAUUAUCAUAUUUGCAAAGAUUUCGUGCAUUAUGGGAUUGACUUGGAUCUUUGGGUUUCUUGCUUCAUUCGUCGACGAACCAUUCCUUUGGUAUAUCUUCGUGAUAUUGAAUAGUUUCCAAGGAGUGUUCAUAUUCAUAUCAUUCAAUUCAACACUUGUGGCGGCGCUGUUCAGAAGAAAGCAAAGAAAGCAAGCCACUACUAUUACCAAUACGUAAUAGUCUGUGAUUUCUGGACUACUAGUGUCCACAUUUACUUAUCAGCAUUGUGUUAAGCAUGUUUCAGAAACAUUUUGUGCAAGUUAAGAUCUUUACAGUCUACUUUGUUUCUUCGAUCCUUCUGUGAUAAAUAUAAGAAAACUAUAUAUUUCAAAUUUGCAUACGAAAUUACCACGUGUAAAAUUAUAUCGAAUGAAACAUUAAAAAGAAAGAAAUUAAAAUAAUCGCACAUUUACAUGAAGAGAUUAUAAAUGAUUCAUUUUGAUAAAUGUAUUUAUGGCUCUACAAAAUGAUAUUAUAAUGUAAGUAAUCUUGAUUAGGUCCGGCUUAUGAACUUGAUGAACUAAAAAAAUAGUAUUUACAGAUAAACACUUAAUGGCAACUAGCCUUGCCUAAGCUAAAUGUUGAUGAGGUCUUACUUUCAGUCAGACUCCUAAAACAAAACGACGAUGUCCUUAAAGGUAUAAUGUUUAUUUAUUUUAUGCUAAAAAAUAUCGUGGUGCCAUGUUAAGGUUUCUUUUCUAAGAAGAAAUAACAACUUGAAAGACGAUUAAGUUAUAAAAGCAGGAUCGACUUAGUGAUAGUGUAAGAGGCUAUUUCUAUAAACUAUGCGGACGAAAUAUUUGUACAUUGCUAUUCCAUUGCUUUUGAUAUACACUAAAUAUUAUACAGGAAUUUCGAUGUGUCACAGUAAUGGUUAUGUUUUAUUUACCAGAAAAGUGUGGUAACUAUAAUUUUAAUUGUGCUAGUAAUUAUACAGUAGGGCUAUAAUAUAUAUACUGUUACGUUUUAAUUUUAAAUAGUUUUGCAUUA